AUGUCGACCAUGUCGACUCGCUCCGCCUGGCGGGCUCUGCACUACAGCGCAAAGCGCCGUGCCUUCCAGCCCACCACCUCCUACCGCUGCUUCUCCUGCACCCGCGCCGCCCAGGACCAAAGCAAGCAGGACCGGGAACGCAUGACACACUUCGGCUUCACCAAUGUGCCGGAGUCAGACAAGGAGUCACGAGUCGGCGCAGUCUUCAGCUCCGUCGCCUCCUCCUACGACACAAUGAACGACCUCAUGUCCCUGGGAAUCCACCGCCUCUGGAAAGACCACUUCGUCCGCUCCCUCAACCCCGGCUCCCCGCUCAGCGCUCGCAUUAACAACCCCAACCAAAAAGGCUGGAACAUCCUCGAUAUCGCCGGCGGGACCGGUGAUAUCGCAUUCCGCAUGCUCGACCACGCCACGAACAUUAACCACGAUAUCGAGACCCGCGUGACGAUCAGCGACAUCAAUGCCGAUAUGCUAGCCGAGGGCCGCAAGCGGUCCAUCGACACACCCUACUACAACACUCCCCGGUUGUCCUUUGUGGAGGCGAACGCCCAGUCCAUGCCGCACAUUCCGUCCAACUCCAUUGACCUGUACACUGUUGUGUUUGGAAUCCGCAAUUUCACGGAUAAGCAGGCUGCGCUGGAUGAGGCGUACCGUGUGCUUAAGCCGGGCGGUGUGUUCGCUUGCAUGGAGUUUAGCAAGGUUGAUAACCCUGUCUUUGAUGCGGUGUACAAGAGGUGGAACUUUAGUGCUAUUCCCUUGAUUGGGCAGCUUGUUGCUGGUGAUCGGGAUAGCUACCAGUACCUUGUUGAGAGUAUUGAGCAAUUUCCCAGCCAGGAUGAGUUCCGCGGCAUGAUUCAGAAGGCUGGAUUCAUGAUUCCUGGACGUGGAUACGAGAACCUGACUGGUGGUAUUGCCGCUAUCCACAAGGGUAUUAAGCCUAUCCAGGCUUAA
This is a messenger RNA of Penicillium verhagenii, 951 nucleotides long. RefSeq names its product class I SAM-dependent methyltransferase. Gene Ontology annotation, biological process: ubiquinone biosynthetic process. Bases 1 to 951 code for a protein of 316 amino acids. The transcript has 2 exons. The record is from RefSeq and is a predicted model, not a curated record. Gene Ontology annotation, molecular function: methyltransferase activity. Lineage: Eukaryota; Fungi; Ascomycota; Eurotiomycetes; Eurotiales; Aspergillaceae.